Messenger RNA from Aphis gossypii (cotton aphid), 1986 nucleotides. RefSeq names its product E3 ubiquitin-protein ligase RNF8-like. Gene Ontology annotation, biological process: double-strand break repair; protein K48-linked ubiquitination; ubiquitin-dependent protein catabolic process. Lineage: Eukaryota; Metazoa; Arthropoda; Insecta; Hemiptera; Aphididae. The transcript is spliced from 9 exons. Gene Ontology annotation, molecular function: histone binding; ubiquitin protein ligase activity. The record is from RefSeq and is a predicted model, not a curated record. Gene Ontology annotation, cellular component: site of double-strand break; ubiquitin ligase complex; cytosol. Bases 518 to 1735 code for a protein of 405 amino acids.
UAAAAUACUUAUAUUGUAUCUGUAUGGUAUAGUAAUACACCGUAGUCAAAUUUACUAGAUAGAAGAUUUUCAAGAUUUGUUAAAUUUAUUAUUUUUUGCUUUUUUGGUAUGCCUAUGGGUUAAUUAUUCUAUGGUAUAUACUAUAUUAGUUUUUCGAGUUACAACUUCGACUUAAAGUCUUGUUAUUCGAUCUUUUAUUAUUUUGUGAUGUGAUGGAUCCAAUGAACUUUCGCGUCGUUUUCAUUUGAUUAUUGUUAUCUAAUAAUAUCUUACACACGAGUACUACACGACUCAUAAUUUUGUACAUUUAUCGUAUUACCGAAAUCGACCUUGCACGUCUUGCGACGUAUUAUCUUAAUCUGUAAUUAAACCAGUCGCGUUGUAGUAUUAAUAUAUUUUAAAAAUCGCGCUUUCAUACUAAGUUUUUCAUAUCCACCAUCUAGUUGGUGUGUUUGUGCCUGAAACUGUUUUAAUUAAUUUCUAUAAAAUGUAUCCGAUGUAAUAACACCUAUAGCCCAUGCACAUUUUUUUCACUAUGUUAGAAGAUAUCAAAAACGUUAUGAGUUCCAAAAGGCUGAAUAGCGAUUCAAAUACACCUCAAGCAUUCGUUCAGGACUUAAAAACUGGAAAAUUAUCCGAGGUGAAAAUUGACAGUAAUUUUCUCUUUGGACGCGCUAAACAAUCCUCGAUUGUAAUUGAAGAACUAUACAUUUCUCGUUCUCACUCUACUAUCAGUUAUGCAAAUGGUCAAUUUUUCCUUGAGGACAACAAUUCAUUUACUGGUACGUAUUUGAAUUACAAAAAAAUUUCAAAUGUCAAAGUUCAAUUACAAAAUGGAGAUCUUAUUGCCUAUACUGACAGAAGUAAUACCUGGGAAUAUUUAUACAAGUUUUGCUUAUCAAAUUCUAAGAAGAAACCCAGAUUAGACGAAGAAAAUGCCGCAUUGAAGGACAACAAAUUAUUAAAGUUAAAAAUAAAUAAGCUUCAAGCUCUAAUAAAUGAAUUAAAGCAAGAAAACAAAGAAAGCAUCCAUAACGCUAGAUUUGCAAUGUCUAAUGUAAAAAAAUUGAUUAACAAAUCAACAGAAUUGAAUAAAAAUCUGAAGGACAAAACUAUUGAACUACAAAUUCAGAAUCGAGAGUUGAUUAAAAAGUUGAAUAUUUCUAGUGAACAAUGUGAGAAGUUAAAAGAAUCGUUGGAUACUAAAACUGCACAGGAUGAAGAACCUAUAGAAAUAUUCAAAACUCAAAUCAAUAGACUCUUGGAAAAUGAUUUUCAAUGUUCUAUUUGUAAUGAAGUGAUGUUACGGGCAAGUACAGCUAAUUGUAAUCACACUUUCUGCGAAAGCUGUCUCAAUAAAUGGUUGUCUAAAAGCAAAUUGUGUCCUGUCUGCCGGAGUAUUGUACAUAAUACAACUUACUGUCUUGCUUUGGAUAAUUAUAUCACAAACCUAUGUGAUAUUUUAGGUGGAACAAUAAAAGAGCAACGCACAGCUUUACAACGUGAAAGGAGUGGGCCUCCACCUCAAGUGGCUAAAAGAGGUAGAAGAAGGGCAAAUCCAUCAAUCCGCAAUAGAAGAGAAACCACGUAUGAUAUCACCAACAGUGGUGAUUUACUAUCAACGAGGGACAAUGCAGCAUCCUUGGCUUUCAGAAGAAAUAAUGCUAUGUUUCUAGCCUAUAACUUACAACCUGUACUUGAUAUUGUAGAUCUUACAAAUAAUACUUCUCGAUAAUAUUAAUUAUUUCCUAUAAUAUUUUAAGCAUACUGGAGUGAUUUUAUAUUUGAUUACUAAUUUAAAAGCUGCUCAUUUCAUAAGUUAAUUAAGUCUUAGUGCAUUAUAUUAUGAUAAGGCACCAGUGUUCAAACAUUUUUUUUUAUUUUAAAUUUAAUUCUAUAUUUAAUGUAGACAUAAGAAUUCAUUAGAAACACAAUAUUAUUUUGUAUAUAAAAAAAAUAUUUAAUAAAAGUAUUCUAUUAUAAAUA